AGAGGAAUUAUCAGUUGAUCCGCUUAUUACUGGAACUGUCAUUCAUUUAGUUGUGAGUUCUUGACUUUGCCAACAUCACAGAUCACAGGUGACUUUGUGUCCUUAAAUUAGCGCUUUAAGUUUAUGAAAAGAAACGUCACAGAGGAAACAUAUCAUCAGUAUUUUUGCUUGUCACUCGUUUGAUGACAAAAUGACAAUUGCAAAUGACAAUUAAAUGUUAUCGUACCGGCAGAUUACCUAAGAUACGACUGAUUAUUCAGAAUGACUGAAAUUAUUUUAUGGCAUGGCACGUGUAUGAAUUUUGUAUGAAUUCAAACAAAUCGGUAGCGUUAUAUGUCUUUAGAUACAUGCAAUCGUUUUCUAUCCCCACUACCCACUAUGUGUUACACAUAUGACUUAAACGAUAAUACGUACCUAAAAUUGUCAGUCUAUCAUCGUACGCAGCAACAUACAGCCGGUAAUAUGAUAUAAUAAUCGGAGGUGCUUUAGACUAAUAUUCAUAUUGUUCAUAUAACAAAACAAACAGAUAAAAAUGCGAGUGCUACCAGUGAUUUUCUCUUGGUUAUUCUGCCUGGCGAUUUGCCAUGGAUAUCGUUUGCUCGGACUGUUUCCCUUUCAAGGCAAGAGUCAUUUUGUUAUGUUCGAGCAACUGAUGAAGGGCCUGGCUAGGAAGGGCCAUCAGAUCGACGUGGUCAGCAAGUUUCCGUUGAAAAAGCCUUAUCCGAAUUACACCGAUAUCGUGACGUUGCCAAUGCCUGUCCUUCUGGUGAACAAUAUGACGUUUGAAUUCAUGCAGCAAUUGCUCGGUGCAAAUCCGACGUAUAUUGUUGCGACGAUGGCAGGAAAUGAACUUUGCGAAGAUUUAGGACAUCCAGCGAUAAAAGAGCUGGCGCGGCCAAAGAAUCCACCUUACGAUGCGGUGCUUAUAGAGGUUUUUGGUGCGCACUGUUUCGGUAUCAUCGCCCAUAUAUUGAAAGUUCCUUUGAUUGGGGUCAGCACUACGUCGCUGUAUCCAUGGCUACCUCCACUGAUCGCUCAACCCGAGAGCCUGGCCUUCGUGCCGAGCAAUGUUUUAAGUUUCAACGGCCGCAUGAAUUUCUGGCAACGUCUGCAUAACAGCGUGCGCACGUUCUGCGACAAAUGGUAUUUCAAUUAUCUUACGAGACGAGAGCAAGACAGGAUAAUAAGGGAGCACUUCGGGCCGGACAUGCCGGGCGUACGAGAAUUGGAAAGGAAGCUGUCGCUGAUCCUCAUUAACUCUCACAUCGCGCUAAAUGGGAUACAGCCGAAGACACCUGCCGCGGUGGAUGUGGGGGGGCUCCACGUCCAGGACGAGGACCAAACGUUGCAGCCAGAUUUAGAGAAAUGGAUGAACGAUAGCAAAGACGGUUUCCUCUAUUUCACUUUUGGCUCGAUGGUGAUGAUCGAAACGUUUCCACGCGAAUUCCUAAGAGUGCUUUACGCCUGCUUAGGUAAAAUAGCACCCAUAAGAGUUUUAAUGAAGAUACCAAAUCCGGAAAAACUGCCGCCCGGUUUGCCCGAAAACAUUCACAUGUCACCUUGGUUGCCGCAGAUUAAAGUAUUGAAACAUCCUAAUAUAAGAGCCUUUAUCACUCACGGCGGGCUCAUGGGAACGCAGGAAGCGAUAACGUGCGGGGUCCCCAUGAUCGGUAUACCACUUUUCGCUGAUCAGUUCAUGAACAUCGACGCGUAUGUCGCCAGAAACAUUGCUUUGCGACUGGACGUUGACACGAUUACCGAAAAAAGUAUGGACGCAGCCUUAAACGCGAUCUUAUGGAACCCUCUGUACAGGGAAAGUGCGCAAAACCUGUCCCGACAAUUCCUCGAUCGACCAUUGAAUGCUAUCGACACCGCUGCUUAUUGGAUCGAGUACGUCAUUAAAUACGGCGAGGAUUCUCUGCGAUCGCCCGCGAUGGAUCUGACCUGGUGGCAAUUGUCUCUCAUCGAUGUGGUUGGGUUUCUCCUGUUUUGUAUAGCAAUUGUUGCCGCUAUAACGUUAUUCAUUACGCGUUUCAUGUUAGAGUUGAUAAAAGACGGAAAUUAUAUCAGUUUGUCGCAUUCAAAAAAGACAAAUUAAUUGUAUUAAUUAUAGAUAAAUAUAUUAUACGUUUUGCCUUCUAUUUAUUUAUAUCUUCG
Temnothorax curvispinosus is the source of this 2157-nucleotide messenger RNA. RefSeq names its product UDP-glucuronosyltransferase 2B31-like. The record is from RefSeq and is a predicted model, not a curated record. Gene Ontology annotation, biological process: proteolysis. The transcript has 6 exons. Bases 533 to 2098 code for a protein of 521 amino acids. NCBI's taxonomy places the organism in Eukaryota, Metazoa, Arthropoda, Insecta, Hymenoptera, Formicidae. Gene Ontology annotation, molecular function: UDP-glycosyltransferase activity; zinc ion binding; metallocarboxypeptidase activity.